Laccaria bicolor S238N-H82 is the source of this 774-nucleotide messenger RNA. RefSeq lists its product as uncharacterized. The record is from RefSeq and is a predicted model, not a curated record. The transcript has 3 exons. The coding region runs from base 1 to 774 and encodes 257 amino acids. NCBI's taxonomy places the organism in Eukaryota, Fungi, Basidiomycota, Agaricomycetes, Agaricales, Hydnangiaceae.
AUGACCAGCAAAACUCUGAGCACCGGUACCCUCAGCCUCCGGUUCAUGCAAAAUGCUAAUCGGGCAAAACACCUGAAAGAAGUGGAAUUGGAUAGAGCAGAAGUACACGACGACGGAAAGUGGGAGAUCGGCCAGGCAGCAAAGGAUGUGUGGGGUUCAUCUUCAAACGCCGAACCAUCAGUUUCGGCUAUCCAUGAGGCUUCUUAUAUCCCAUUUCUUUUCGGUGGAUCAUCACAGGAGUCAAACGCUACAGAUAAACUCAAAGGUCGAAGAGUUUUUGGACGUCAGGGAGUAGAAAUUACCCAAGAGUCAUUGUCUUCAGAGUCCAAACCAACAACCACAACCCCACAAACACCUCCCGCUCCGGAAACAUCAACGAAAGGGCGAAAAAUCCAUCCACGGCCCAUCUCUAUAUCCGCAUCUGGAAGUUCUGGUCGGCUACGUGGUUUUGAACAACUAAAGGAACAGAAAAACGGCAAAACCGCGAAACAGGCCAUCUUUGAGACGGGCGGCGUUGGUGUUGACCUUCGGGGGCCAUCAUCCACAAAACCACAACCUAUUCCCACGAAGGCCACAGUUCCCCCCGACACGUUCUUGAAACCAUCCGGCGUGGACGACCCAAAAGAACUCGACUCUUCCGUAGGAUCGAGCAAAAAUGUUGUGAUUGACGGAGCUCGCAUGAAGAGGUCGAAACGUGACCGCGAAGCUGCUGCUGACCCGUCUAUCGAGGGGAAGACGCCCAAGAAGAAGAAAAAGAAGACUGUGGAGGGUUGA